This is a messenger RNA of Pseudogymnoascus verrucosus, 2052 nucleotides long. It is a transcript of the gene NEM1, whose product is annotated as Nuclear Envelope Morphology. Gene Ontology annotation, molecular function: protein serine/threonine phosphatase activity. Bases 404 to 1927 code for a protein of 507 amino acids. The record is from RefSeq and is a predicted model, not a curated record. The transcript has 2 exons. Lineage: Eukaryota; Fungi; Ascomycota; Leotiomycetes; Thelebolales; Thelebolaceae.
CGUGGAUUCCAACUCCAACCCAACCACCGUCAUCAACAGUACGAAGAAGUUCAACAACUCAACUCGAAAGGCACUUGUUUCGUGGCCGUCAAAUCCGCGGAUUUACAGGCAAGAGCAAGAUUGUACUUUCUGUCGCCUUUGUUUGCCGUUCGCAUCCAGAGUUGCUGUAGCAAAGCAGACGGGAUCAUUGUAAGAUUACGACAACUGCGACAGUCGCAUCCGACAACCUCCUACAAUAGAGCAGUCGCAAGAGAAAGAUAUUCCAUACGGCACCAAGACUGCGUACAAAACCGAAACGUGGCCUUCCACUGUCAUAGACAUCUUCUACCAGCGCCUCGCUGCCUGAAACGCGACACCCUUUGACUCGCCAACGCCACCUCUCAUUCAUGGCUUGGAUACGAAGAUGAACUCCCUCAACAUCCUAUCGGCGCGGGUUUCGCCGCCGCCUUCGCGAAGCAACUCCUAUGGCAGCUCCCUAAGCCUCGCCGGAAGCGCGUCAAUACAACCAAGCAGUCUUGCCGAGGAUGCAGUAGACGAGCACGACGAAGAGGAUGGCGCGGCAGAGGCAGGGGAAGAAACCUCCACGGAGGCAGGACAUACCAGCACAGACGAGAAGGUCCCAAUGCUAGAAGAUAGGAAGGCGGAUAUACAGUCAAGGCCGAGGGACUUUGUCUUCUUCUCGAAACGAAUAGCGGCCGCGUUUGUGAACUCUGUACGAUGGGUGGUAUCGGCGAUAAUGGCGCCGGGGUUUUAUAUAAUAGCAUGUUUGUACGAUCACGACGGAAACUUCGCGCCCUUAUUCCAGGUGCGGAGGAUUGGAGGGUAUUUCUGGAGAGGGGAGAUGAGCCACGAAGGCUUGAGCAGCGAACGCAACGCGCUACUAGAAAAGCACGCAGCCUCAACCAGGCGGCCCUCCAUACGGCCCCAAAAGAACGCCUCACUGUCCUCCCAGCUCUCCUCCGAGUCCGAAUCCGAGCGCGACUUGGACUCCCGCCCGACCAGCUCAGCCGGCAGACACACCCGCUCCAAAUCCCUCAAGCCGAACGACGAGACGACCCCCGCGCGCCGCUCUAUCCGCAUCAAGCUUCACAACGAAGACGCGCGGCAGGACCGCAGGCACCGCAAAUCUCAGUCUACGAACUCACCCAUGACACAGUCUGACGGCGCCGGUGGCGCUAGUCCUGCUCUUACUGAAAUCACACCCGCUACGCUCAAGUCCCCAACUUCGCCGCCGGCGACGCUGUCAAUGGCGAAGUAUCCGCGCGCGCCUGCGCCGCCGAGGCCGCUGAUCCCGAAGAGGCAGCCGAGUUAUACGAUGGCUGAGCCGAUUAAUGGACGGGGCCCGCAGAAGACGUUGAUUCUCGAUCUCGACGAGACGCUGAUCCAUUCCAUGGCCAAAGGCGGACGUAUGUCCACCGGGCACAUGGUGGAAGUGAAGCUCAACACCUUCGUCGCCGCCUCAGGGGUCCCGAUUGCCGGACCCCAACACCCAAUCCUGUAUUACGUGCACAAGCGACCUCACUGUGACGACUUCCUGCGGCGGGUGUGCAAGUGGUAUAACCUGGUGAUUUUCACGGCGUCGGUGCAGGAGUAUGCGGACCCAGUGAUUGACUGGCUGGAGCAGGAGCGCAAGUUCUUCAGCGGAAGGCUGUAUAGGCAGCAUUGCACGUUUAGGCAUGGGGCGUUUAUCAAGGAUCUGAGCAGUGUGGAGCCGGACUUGAGUCGGGUUAUGAUUUUGGAUAAUAGCCCGUUGAGUUACAUGUUUCAUCAAGACAAUGCUAUCCCGAUAGAAGGCUGGAUUAACGAUCCAACGGAUAAUGAUCUGCUGCACUUGGUACCGCUGCUUGAAGGGCUACAGCAUGUCACUGAUGUGAGAGCGCUGCUUGCCCUGCGAGGUGGAGAGGAUGGGAAGCACAUGGUGACCUGAAUAAUGAAAGUUGUUCCCUGUUAGCAUCAACCACAAGUCCAUGUGCACAACAAAACAGCCAGCGGUCCUCUUCAAGUGCCAGCUCAUCUUGUAUAGCCUACGAUCAAAUGUAUUCAUAUAUACCC